This is a messenger RNA of Vigna umbellata (rice bean), 2478 nucleotides long. RefSeq names its product Noc2p family (gene RBL). The record is from RefSeq and is a predicted model, not a curated record. Lineage: Eukaryota; Viridiplantae; Streptophyta; Magnoliopsida; Fabales; Fabaceae. Gene Ontology annotation, cellular component: Noc2p-Noc3p complex; Noc1p-Noc2p complex; nucleolus. Gene Ontology annotation, biological process: ribosomal large subunit biogenesis.
CACAAACAAAGUAUUUCGUUAAACUUUAAACCCUAAAGUAUCUAUUCCUGUCUCCUCCUUGUUGCUCCAGCCCUCCCAGUCCUCUGGGUGUUCCAUUGCAGCCUCCACAGUAAUCUCUGUUGAUAUCCCUACCUAAUGGGAAAGCUGGGUAAGAAAGCCAGGAAGUUUGCGAAAAAGAAUUUGCAGUCAGUUUUGAGGAACAAAAGAAAGUUAAAUUCCAAGUUCAAAAGGAAAGCUUCAAAAAGAGAUAGUCAUGAUAUUGAAGAAAACUUAGAGAAUGAUACAAUUAAUCCAUCAAAUGAAAGAAACAUAGUUGAAGGAUUUCAAGACACUUCUCUUGAUGCUAUAUUCAGUGAAGAUGACAGUGAAGUUCUUGGAGAUGAUUCUGAUAGUGAUGGAUUUCUUUCAGAGGACUCAAGCUUUGUACAUGAUGCUGGAAGCGACAGUGAGAGUGAACAUUAUAUUGAGAACAGCAAUGCUUCUAGUUCCUUAUCAGUGCAAAACAGGGAUCUUUGUGCUGAACUUCUAAAGAAAGCAAAAAAAUUGAACAAAUUGAGAGAGAAGGACCCGGGGUUUUCAAAAUUUCUAGAAAGUUAUGAUAUGAAGAUUGAAGAAACCCAAGACGAGGAAAUUGGUUCGGAUGAUGGAAAAAGUUUAGAUCUGGUGCAGCCACUUGAUAGCAAUAAUGCAUGUUCUCACGUGGGUAAACAUUUGACAAGUGCAUCUGUUUAUUCAUUGUGUAAACUAGUCAAAGAACAGAGUAGUGUUCCUGCCCUUACUUGUCUCAUAAAUGCUUAUAGGGCAGCAUGCCACAAUGAUUCUGAAGCAACCAGUGUCAGUGGUUGUGUCUUUUCUGAUGGCAUUCAGAAGAGUGAAACUUUCUGCAAGAUAAUAGUGUUCAUGCUACAAGAGGCUGAUGCUACAUUUAGGAGGUUAUUGGGAAUAUCAAACUCUAGUUCUAGGAAGGAAGCUGUUUUGGACCUAAAGAAUACAGCAAAGUGGUUGUCUCUUAGGCCGCUUAUUAAGUCAUACUUAAGAAGUACUGUGUUUCUCCUGAACCAGGUCACAGACUCUGAAUUAUUGGCCUUCUCAAUUUGUCGGCUGAGAACUUCAAUCAUUUUUCUGUGUGCAUUUCCAUCUUUACUGCACAAUCUUCUUAAGAUUUCUAUUCAUCUGUGGGCAACGGGUGAUGGGUCUCUAUCAUCACACUCCUUUCUCAUUAUACAAGAUAUAGCUUCUAUAUCUAGCUCUGAGUGGUUCGACUUCUGCUUUGUCAAAACAUACAAGGCCUUCAUUAGUAACUCUCAAUCCGUUGAGCGGAAGUUUGAACAUAUACGUUUUCUGAGGAAUUCCUUUGUGGAGCUAUGUUGUUUAGAUAUGCAAAAGUCAUCAAACAAAGCAAUGGCAUGUAUAUUGCAUCUGGGUAACAUAUUGCAGAAAGGGUGGCAAACCAAGAAGAAAGAGGUGGUUAAAACAAUUUGCAGUUGGCAGUACAUCAAUUGCAUUGAUAUGUGGGUUACGUUAAUAUCAGCUAGCAUACAUGACUAUGAUCUUCAGCCAUUGCUUUAUAUGAUUGUACAGAUUAUAAAUGGAGUUGCUCUCCUGUUUCCCGGGCCUAGAUAUUUACCACUGAGACUCAGAUGUAUCCAAUGGCUUAAUAAUCUUUCUGGUUCUAGUGGGGUUUUCAUCCCUGUUACAUCAUUGGUGCUGGAUGUUUUAGAAUACAAAAUUUCCAAGGAUAGUGGGAAACCUGGCAAAGUAUUGCAACCUAUGUCUACUGUAAAGCUUCCAAAGCAUUGGUUAAAAUCACGUGGCUUCCAAGAAGAGUGUGUAUUAUCGGCCAUUGAACUCCUUUCAGAGCACUUUGCACAAUGGAGCUAUCAUAUAUCUUUUCCCGAGCUAGCGACAGCACCACUUAUGCACAUAAAGAAGGUCUUUGAGAAAAUUUCUACCGAGAAUUUCCGACGGGUUAUCAAGCGUUUCAUUGACCAAGUGGAAAUGAAUAUUGACUUUGUGCAAAAGAAAAGAGAAGAUGUGUCUUUUUCACCAAAAGAUCAUCAGUCCGUUGAAUCAUUUCUUCAGGUUGAAAAACGAAAUGGUAACACUCCAUUUACACAAUACUAUAAAAACGUCAUGAGCAAGGCUGCUUCUAGGAAUUCAAUUUCAGAUAGAAAGGCUCCAGGCAAGGGGAAGAGGGAAAUGCUACAUCCAAAUGGCAGCACUGCCAUGGUGUCUACUUACUCUUGAAAGAAUCUUUCUUUGGUGAUCCGAUUCUACAUGAGGUAGAUAGUUAGAGCUAUCUAAUGUAAACGUUCAUUACAAAUACAAUUUCAGUCAUUGGACCCAACGAGUUUUGUUUUUUAAAUUUUGGUUCUAGAUUUUGUUGUAUUGAGUUGAGGGUUCAAAGAAUGUAAUACAAAAAAUUAGCUUAAAAUUUUUCAUCUUUUCAGAGAGGACGUAGUUCUAUGUUACUGGCAA